AUGCCGGCCUUUAAUCUCGCGACCUGCGCGCGGCCCAACAUUCUCGCUCUGGAGCCGUACCGUUGCGCCAGAGACGACUACAAGGACGACGGCACCAACAUCCUCCUCGACGCCAACGAAAAUGCCUUUGGCCCAUCCCUGCCGCCCGCCAUCUCUUCCUCGUCCUCGUCGUCGAUCGACUGGCUCGGCCUCCACCGCUACCCCGACCCCCACCAGCGCGACCUCAAGCAGCUCCUGUGCUCACUGCGCAACACCCACGCCCACACGCCCAAGACGCUGACGCCCGACCACCUCUUUGUCGGCGUCGGCUCCGACGAGGCUAUUGACGCGCUGCUGCGUUGCUUCUGCGUGCCCGGCCGCGACCGCAUCCUCACCUGCCCGCCCACCUACGGCAUGUACUCGGUCUCGGCGCAGGUCAACGACGUGGCCCUCGUCAAGGUGCCGCUGCGGCCCGCGCCGAGCUUCGCCCUCGACGUCCCCAGCAUCAGCGACGUCCUCUCCGCGCCGGGCAGCGAGACCAUCAAGCUCGCGUACUUUUGCUCGCCGGGCAACCCGACCGGCGCGCUGCUCAGCAAGGCGGAUGUCGAAAAGAUCCUCGCGCACCCGACGUGGAACGGCGUCGUCGUCGUCGACGAGGCCUACGUCGACUUUGCCCCCGACGACGCAUCCCUUGCCGAGCUCGUCGCCGAGUACCCCAACCUCGUCGUCAUGCAGACCCUCUCCAAGGCGUUUGGCAUGGCCGGCAUCCGCCUCGGGGCCGCCUUUACCUCGCCCGAGAUUGCGCAGGUCCUCAACAACCUCAAGGCCCCGUACAACAUCUCUAGCCCGACCAGCGCGCUGGCGUCGGCGGCAGUCGGCGCCGAGGGGCUGGCCGUCAUGCGGACGAACCGUGCCAACAUCGUGGCGCAGCGCGACCGCCUGGUGCGGGAGCUGCCCACCAUCCCCGGCGUCGGCAGGCUGCGUGGCGGCACCGAGAGCAACUUUUUGCUGUAUGAGAUGCUCAAUGCCGCGGGCGAGCCGGACAACGAGGUAGCGCACAAGGUCUACUCGGUGCUGGCGGAAAACCAGGGCGUCGUCGUUCGCUUCCGCGGCAAGGAGCACGGCUGCCUGGGCUGCCUGCGCAUUACUGUUGGAACAGAAGAGGAGGUUACUCGUUUUCUCUCUUCACUGAAAAAUGUAUUAGCGAAAACUAGAGGCCAAUGA
This is a messenger RNA of Akanthomyces muscarius, 1203 nucleotides long. RefSeq lists its product as uncharacterized. The transcript is spliced from 2 exons. Bases 1 to 1203 code for a protein of 400 amino acids. NCBI's taxonomy places the organism in Eukaryota, Fungi, Ascomycota, Sordariomycetes, Hypocreales, Cordycipitaceae. Gene Ontology annotation, molecular function: L-histidinol-phosphate:2-oxoglutarate transaminase activity; pyridoxal phosphate binding. Gene Ontology annotation, biological process: L-histidine biosynthetic process. The record is from RefSeq and is a predicted model, not a curated record.